UUAAACGUAAUGUCAUGAUUAAAGCGAUUCCUCCAGAACUUGGAAAUCAUGUCUAAGGCAGGGGGAAACAAAGCUUUAUGCUUCCAAGAUUUCUGAUCACAGUAAGACGAUCACCUCUAGCAGAGUUUUUUUGUUUCCAGAUUACCGUCGUGUAAGUGAAAUUUUGUCAUUUCCGAUUCUGAAAGCAAAGGGGAAUAUUUUUAUUAAGCUGACCUCUGGGGCAAAGCUCCACACACCUGGAGAGAACUGAAGUCGCUAAAAAUCACGUCUGUGCUGUCCUCUGUAGAGUCGAAAGACACAUGAUGCCCAAACUAUUUUUGCCCUGAAUACACUUGGCUGCCUUUCACAUUUCUGAGUUCUCACUGUGAAAAAAAAAAAUCCUCAUGUAUCCUGAAGUUCCCAAUAUACGCAUAAAUCCGUGUGGCUUGGCAGCAUCCCUCUCUCUUCUCUGUGUAUACAUUCUAUAGGCGUAUCUUAUGCAUUUAUAUGUGCAUGCACGCAUUCGUACAGAGCACGCAAACUUCUACAUUCGUACAGCCAGAUACAGAGGCACACACAAACUGCGCUCUGUGUGUCUGUCUGUCUGUCUGUGGAAGGCUGUACUGUAGAUCCCUCUCCGUAGCCGCACUGGUUACAUGGAUCCGCGCCUGUAUGUACAUUGGGAUGCCCGAGGUUCUGACCACCACGAGACCAGGGGCAGCGCCGACCCCUCUCCUUCCGUCUGAAGACAGCAUCACUGCCCCAGCUGGCAAGGUAUAAAGCUGAGAAUACAGAGGAAGAGAGGCUUAGAGAGCUUCACCUCAUUGCCUCAUUCUCCCUUUCAUGUGAACAUCCAUCCUGCCGCACCUCUCACCUGGCCAGCGCUGCCCAGAUCAUGUCCGCUAAGCUUCUGCCGGUUUUCUUCCUCCUCUCAGUGUUUCACGCCUGUUCUAGAAAAGUUGAAGAGGAUGAAUAUGAAGACGGAAUAACUAACCAAAAAUGGGUUUUAGCUCCAAAAACACAAGACACAGACGUGACUCUCAUACUAAACAAGCUGUUGAGAGAGUACGACAAAAAGCUACGGCCAGAUAUUGGAUUAAAACCAACAGUUAUUGAUGUUGACAUUUAUGUCAACAGCAUUGGUCCUGUAUCAUCAAUAAAUAUGGAAUAUCAAAUUGAUAUAUUUUUUGCCCAGACGUGGACUGAUAGCCGUCUUCGUUUCAACAGUACCAUGAAAAUACUGACUCUGAACAGCAACAUGGUUGGCUUGAUUUGGAUCCCAGACACGAUAUUUCGUAACUCGAAGACAGCAGAGGCUCACUGGAUCACUACACCCAACCAGCUCCUCCGCAUAUGGAAUGACGGCAAGAUCUUAUACACCCUAAGGCUUACCAUCAAUGCUGAGUGCCAGCUGCAGUUGCACAAUUUCCCAAUGGAUGAACACUCAUGUCCUCUGAUAUUCUCUAGCUAUGGAUAUCCUAAAGAGGAAAUGAUUUACAGAUGGAGAAAAAACUCAGUGGAGGCUGCUGACCAGAAAUCGUGGAGACUCUAUCAGUUUGACUUUAUGGGUCUGAGAAAUACAUCAGAAGUUGUGAAAACCUCGGCAGGUGAUUAUGUAGUCAUGACUAUAUACUUCGACUUAAGUAGAAGAAUGGGAUACUUCACUAUUCAAACAUACAUUCCCUGUAUAUUAACAGUUGUUCUUUCCUGGGUAUCCUUUUGGAUUAAGAAAGAUGCCACACCAGCAAGAACAGCAUUAGGCAUUACCACGGUAUUGACCAUGACAACUUUGAGUACUAUUGCAAGAAAGUCAUUACCCCGUGUCUCCUAUGUCACUGCUAUGGAUUUGUUUGUGACUGUAUGCUUUCUAUUUGUCUUUGCUGCUCUGAUGGAGUAUGCAACCCUCAACUACUACUCAAGUUGCAGGAAGCCUAACUGUGCUAAGAAGAAAAAAUCGCUACCUGAUGUCAGUUUUGGUCAUGUAAUGAAUUAUUCUGUACUUGACAUGAGACCACCAACUACAGUCAUUGCAUUGAACAAUGCCAUGUAUUGGCAAGAAUUUGAAGAUGCCUGUGUCUAUGAAUGUCUGGAUGGGAAAGACUGUCAGAGCUUUUUCUGUUGUUACGAAGAGUGUAAAUCAGGCUCAUGGAGGAGAGGACGGAUUCACAUAGACAUCUUAGAACUGGACUCUUACUCUAGGGUCUUUUUUCCUACAUCCUUCCUGCUGUUUAACCUGGUCUACUGGGUUGGAUACCUCUAUCUAUAAAUGUUGCCUGUAGUGGUGAAGACUGCUGUGUUUUCACACCACAAAGAGAUGGUAAAAGUGCAGAAAAAGUGAAGAACAUGAUCAGUUUCAUCUCAAAUUAUAAAGGCCACAUUAACCUUCACCAUCACAAAGCCUGAUGAAGAAUUUUAAUUAAUAAUUGCCUGAAAAAGAAAAAUGUGGAAGAAUUCUCUACUUGAUGCUAUUAAUUUUAAGGAAAAGAAUCUUUAAAAAUUCAGCUGAAUUUGUAGUGUAAGCAAUGUUUAUAAAUAAUUAUUGUAUAUUGGAAUCUCUACUAUUUUGCCCUGGCAUAAAAGCUAUACACCAUUCAGGCAAAAGAUUAAAUAUGUCAUUUUUGGUUUUGAUUCUCAUACUUUCUUCAAAAUGCUGUCGUAUCCUGGAGAGGCUCAGAGCAACAUACAGUAGCAAUGGCAAAUAAGUCAAAGCUGACAAAUCCACUCAUUGCUUGAGCUAUGUCACAUAGGUUUUGAGAAACAUCUCAUUGGUGAUCUCCUUGCUAUAGAGAAAUCACCAAAUGACAGUGAGAAAUAUCUCUAGUGGGUUCAAAACACAGACAUCGCUUUCUGCAAAGGUCUGGUAUUUGCAGAAUCAUUCAUGUACCUACACAUAUUGAUUUUAACUUAGGGUGAGAAUGCAGAGUUACUAGAAAGCUAUUAUUUUGAUAUAAAUAAAAGACUUGCUUAUCUCUGAAGCAGCUGUAGGCAUAACUUCUACAGAUUUUCCACCUUUUAACUGUAUUUUUUAUGACUGGUUAAACAUAUGGUCAUUGAUUUCUAAAGUACUUGACGCAGGAAGAUUCCUGCUUGGUUUUGCAUCAUUGUAGCAGAUCAUAGUUGAUAGACCAUGAGUAAAAAUCACUAUAUAAUAGCACUAGGAACACGUGACUUUCUUCAGAUUUCAAUUUACUGAAAAGUGCUGUCAUGCAUUCUUGUUUUUUCUCUCAAAGUUAUUUUAAAAAAUUGAAAAAUGUGUGCCAUAGGACAUUUUUCAUUCCUUCCAUAAAGGUAAAAAUUGCAGUCCUUACUCACAUCAAUUGUUACUAGUUCUGAGCUGAAAACUGAACACUUGUGACUUGAAUAGUGGAUUACAGAAUCUCCAUUGUCCCACUUGGAUUAAGCAUGGAACAGUUGCCACAUGUAGAAAAAGGUGGGUUUCAUUUUUUUCCCAGACUACUAACUAUAUUUUAUCCUUAAGACCUAUUUUGUAUUUUUUCAAGCUUUUAACCAUUAAAUACUUAAACUACCAUUUUUUUCAAAAGCUAGUUUUACAGUAUUAAACUAGAUUAUGUCUUUUACAGAUCGUAUUAAUAAUUGCUAUUAAGAAAACAAUACAGAUUAAAAACUAAAUAGCAAUGGUUUUUCAUUACCCUUUGGGAGACAAAUGGUCACAAAUUAUUAAAGUUAAAACAGACCUAAAGAAAUUCCUUUUUUUUCCCCUUUUGGGGAACCUGAUAAUUUUUGUAUCAUAGCAAAAAAAUGUGUGUCUUUUCCACAGAGUAUAUGAUAAGAAAUGAGCAGGAGAUGUGAUUGAAGAGCAGUCUUUUUUCUCCUUAGUAGGAAAAUGCUGCAAACAAGCAAGAAUUGAUGUAAUGGUGAUUCUAAAGGAAGAGAAAUGCUGUCGUGUUCUUUAAAACAUCACUGUCUGUCAUUGCUGUUGCUCUGUGCUUCCAGUGAGUUUUUAAUUGAAAAAGAUUACUAAAACAAAAGUUAACUGUAGUUAUUCUAAAUACUUUCUUCUGUUUUUCACUAGUCUAAAAUAUGAGAGACAGAGCUGUGUUAUGUGAGGAGGGAAAUCAAAUCUCCGAGGACUAACAAAAUUGGAAUUAGAAGCAAAAAGAAGAAAUAUUUUGGGGCAGGAUCAAAGCCUUGUUUUUAGCAAAAUCUACCCAAUCUAAUGUCUUUUGAACCAAUUAUAACCUUCUGAUUUCAAAAUACAUGUUGAAAUUUUUGCUAACUGUCAGUAGCAAAUUACUCUGUAAAAUCUAUUACUCUGUAAACCUCUGUGUCCUGCACUUGGAAGUAUGGAUUUUAUUUAAGGAUGACAGCUAUAAUUUCAGCAGUGCAAGAAGGUGACUGAAUUGAAGUUGAAUAUCCUGGUCUGUAACUCUGAAUUAGUCUACUCUAACAACCACCUUCAGCCAUAUUUUGCAAGAGAACUAGAAAUAUUUCAAGUCUAAAUAAAAGAAUGGAAAGUCAUCCUUUAGGGGUCUGAUACUGCAAACCCUCUGCACAAUCAAUUGAUUUUGGUGGGAGUAUUGAGACAGAUGAAGCACAGGAAGAUGCCUUCCACCAUUAGAUCUUUAACCAGUAAAGUGAAAUUUAUUUAAGCAAUUGCAUCCUUGAAUGAAUGUUCUGGGAAUAAGUGUGGAAGUGGAGCCUUCCCAUUUGAGAUGAUGAACAUAUACUUUUAUUACACUUCUGCUCAUGGCUACCUGUUCCUGCUGAGAGUGUGCAAUACCAUGAGAUCCUUAUUUGGAAGAGUGAUGCUGCUAAGCCCAUUUGCAUUCCAUCUGUUUUCUGAGUGCUUUCAUAAAACAGAAGCUGGGAGCGUAUAAUUCCACUUUUUUUCCAAGGUCCUAAGCAAGAAAGAAUCUGCAGCCACUACUGCCUUCUGCUUUUAUACUGACAGGAGAAGACAUCAAUUUGUAAUGUAUUCUUCUCUGGGGUUAAGUGAAAGAAAAUUAUUUGUAUGCAAGCCCACAGGCUGGCAGGUUCCAGAAUACAUUCCUCUGCUUAUUCCUAGUUGCUUGGUUUACUCUCUCUACUUCACUGCUCUGUGCUUUAGCAGGCACGGAAGCAUCAUAGGGAUCAGGGAAGAUAAGUUUUCUAGGCUCUGCAUCAUUCAAAAUACAAUUAUUCUAGACACUUAGAUAACAUAGUCUACAUAUAUCUACAUGACAUAUCUUUCUGCAGUAGUAAGAAUAUCCUACUUAACUUCCAGAUAUUCUUUCGCUUCUUUUGCAAAUUGAAAGGAAUUAGCACUUAUGCAUACUGUCAUGUGAGAAACGUAAGAACCACCUUCAAGCAUUUUAGAACAUAUUAUUAUCAGAUAAUUUCAUAUUCAAGACUUGCAUUUAUUAAACUACUUUUUCCUUUUUUAAUUUAGUACUUCUUUUUACCCUUCCAAGGAAAGGAAGGGAAUGGAGGAAGGCAGUAACCAGCUUUUCCCAGGAGCAUCUUAAGUCUUACUUCUUAUUCUCCCCCCUUAAUUAGAGGUUGAGGGACAGUGUUUUCCUACAUUGAGGACAGCAUUUUCAAUGGAAUUAAGAAUGUGUAAAAACACUGGUCUGGUUAAUCCAGUCUUCUCCAUUCUUCUGGCCCAGACGUCUAGCAUACCGACAACUCUUUCUUUUACAGCCAUUCUUUCAAGAAUAAGUCUGUCAAAACUUACAGUCAGUUUAUGCUGUCUCCAUGUGCAAUACUAACAUGGAACUGAUGUAUACCACACACCACACAAUUUUAAUGUAACUUUAUAAACAAGAAUCAUGACUGUAAAUUAAAGUACCUCAGGUAUUUUGAUAACCUUUCUUUUCUUUCCUCCUCCAUCAUCUCCUCCUCCAGAAGCUCAUUUCCUCUUCCAUCAUCUCGCAAGUGUUUAUUGGAAUAUUGUACAUCGCAAAAAAAAAAAUGAAAAAUUACAACAGGAAGAAUCGAAAAACAAGAAUUGUCUUCACAGGGGCAGCGAUGAGUAGUGGGGCUAAAAGAAGAGGGAGGAAUUAUUUCUUAUUGUUGUGCAGUUUUCAUCUGUUCCACUUCUCUUAUUCAAUUCUUCCUACCAACUACCCACAGCUAAUUCCAAAUCAUUCACCUAGUGGUUUGCACAUGCAUCUGCUGGAACAGCAGUGACACAUGAGCCUUUAGCCAGUAGGAAAUUAUAUUUCUGGAACUGGAGGCAUCCUACCAAAUAACUCAGAUAGAUAGCUAUCUCAUACACUUUUGCAGUCCUAAUGUGUCUCAGAGUCUAGCACCUGAGGUUGCUGCAUAAAUUUGUCACAACUCAUCUUACUUCCUUUUUACAUCAAAUUGCACCAUACAUCUAGAAAAAUUGCUCUGCCCUGCCCACACUCCAAGGAACCAGGUGCAAGACAGCUUUGAAAAGACCACAGCUACUGGACUGCUGACUUUAUGGGAAGGGACACUCAAUAUUUUAAAACAGAUUUCACUAGCCUCACAAUCUGGACUAAUGGUGUUACCUUACAAGCUGUAAAACAAAGUGCCCACUGCAAGUAACUUGCCCACUUGCAAGAAAAGGCAAGCCAUACCCCAUAAUGACAGCUGCCUACACAAUUAGAUGAUUUUUUUCAGGGUUUAUACUUCUUGCUUACAGUGAAAUCUUCGUGCCUCUAACAUUAGUGCCUUUAGCAUUUCUUGAUAUUGAAGGAUAUACUAUUCCUGGCCUAAGAAUUAGAAAGAGGGACAGUGACCUUGGUGGAGUUCUUCCUGAGCACCACAGUGUGUGACCAAUAUUCUAAAUGUCUUCAAGCUCCACAUUGAGUAUUUUUCUGAUUUUUCUUUAUUUUUUAGGCAGUCUAUAGAUUUCUUAUUUCCUAAGUAGCAAGAAAACGAGUGGAGUUUCAGCAGUUUAUCAGAAUUCUUCCUUCUUCACUUAACAACCUCAUUCCACUGAGAGAUGCAGACAUAAACUCAAAGCUGAUGUUUACCUCAUCCAGGUCACUUCCCAGAAGACUGUUUAAAAUAGGCAAAAACUGAACUAUGCAUUGGGAAUGUGGUAAUGCAUUUCCACAGCUGAAAAGUGAGGUUCCUUUCGCUUUAGAGUUUUAUUUUUUUCUGAGUUAAUUUCAGAUCUACCCUCCCUCUCUCUACCUAUACAACCAGCAAGCAUAAAAUCAUCUCAACUUACACUUAAAAAAAGCCUGUAGUGUCAUUAGUCUUACACUGUAUUUACACGUCUGUAACCUUCUUAUGUUUCAUCUCAUCCUCUUCUUGAAGCACUGUUGUAUACAUGUGAAGAAUGAAGGCCUUCCUUCAAGACUCAACAACUUCAAGCCUUAACAGUUUUACUUUUUCCCCUGUGAACAAUGAUUUGUCUGGGAUACAAACAGAAAAUCUACUUUACUCCUUAUUUAGGCCACUGACUCAGAAACUAAAACCAAAACUAUGUUUUCUAUCUAAAGUGAAAUGAUGUUUUAACUGAAAAAAUAAUCUCCACUUGAACAGCUUUGCUUUGACAAGUUAAACGGUAAUUUUUUCUAUACCGUACCUUUGGUGGAAAACGCAAAGAUAAAUGUUACUCUAUAACGCUGUCAAGGACUAAAUAUUGAAUUAGGGAUAAAUAUGGUUUUAAUCAUCCAAUUUACAUGACAGCUGUUUCUUUAAAUGACUUUGCAUUGUGACUGACUUCAAGCAAUUGGUUAGCAAACACUGGCAUUCCUCAAGGGGUAUAUCCGAUGUCUCUGACGACGUAUGCCUUUCUACAAAAUUUACUUUCUUUUAUUUUUUUCUCUUUUGUUCUGAGUCCUCAAGCCAGUGUCUGUAUGUAUCUGGAGUCUUCAAGAAUUUUCCUAGAAUAUAUGUGAAAUUAGACCAUAAAAUUCAUCAUGAAGUUCAGUGCUUCAGAGCUGGACAUCUGAGAUUUCUCUACUUUCUAUCAAAACAUGCAUUUUGAUCUUCUAAUCAUUUGCUAUUUAUGAAGGAAAAAGUAAGACAACAGAAGACAUGGUUGUAUUUAUUCAUAUGUCUGGGAGUAGACUUUCUCAAGGACUGAACCCGGCAAACCAGACACCCAUAUAGUCAGUUAUGUGCCAGGUAUUCUUUGUCUAAGCAAUGAGUGACACUACUCAGAGGAGCAACAACAGCCUGUUUAGUGUCAUGGAAAUAUUCACAUAAAUCAGCUUUACUUGGAGGCCUAAACCAGCCUGUAGGGCUUCUUAUAGGGAAAACCAGGUACUUCCUUUAGUAUUUAAUACAGCACUUAAUACUCUUCUAAUGUCUCUCUACCUUCUUGCAGACAAUGGAAGUGCUUGGGAGAGAUGAUACUGUACUGACACAGUGUGUUAUAAAAUACAAAGAAUAAAAUAUCCUCAGUGGAGUCAGCGAUGGUUUGUUAUUGAGACUGUGUUACGAUUACAAGAUUUAAAGAAAACUCAUCUAGUCAAAAACUUCCUCUUAAUCAAGACCAUUGACUACAUGAAAGAUUUAAGUUAAAAUAGCCUUACAAGCAAACAGGAAGAGCUUUGGAUUGUAUUCUGUCAGAGCUGACUAUCCAUUGACUGGCUUCAAAGCUUGUGGAGAGCAGACCUGUACCUUAAGUACUUAAAGUGAGAUUUGUGAUCUACAGACUUAAAGAGGGGCCUCAUACAGGUGAAUGCCAAUAUUUCUAAAUUGCACAUUAAUAGAAAAUAGAUUAAGAGAACAAUAUUGGCAGCACAUUUAAAAAAAAAAAUCUCACACUGACAAAUGAAUGUGGAGCAGUGCAUGUUACAGAGCCCGUUCAGCAGUCACAGACCACAUGGGAUCCUCAAAAUGUGCACUGCUAUUGAACUGAUGGAAAGCUGGUAAAAUAAUAUCAGCUGACAGUAUUGCACAGGCAGAUUGGGGAAGUAUGGCACUGUCAGAGAAGGUGCUCAAAAGGAAAUAAAAUUUCGGAAUAAGCUUCCACAAAACAGUGGUUUUCUGAACAACAGUAGGAAACCUUGUGCAGAGAGAUUACAGUAUCUGUUCCCCAUAUCCUCUUUUGUAGUCAUUAAGGAAUCCUGUGACUUUAUUACCAUCCAUGCUUACAUGCAAUACCAACCAUAAAUCUUGGGCCAACAUGUGGCUGUCACAAGUAGGAACACUAGGCUGAAGGGAAUCUGAGCUCAGUCUGUGGCUACUACAGGUAGUCAUCAGACUCCUCUUACCAUCUUGUUUUAAACUCUCAGUAUACUGCUCUCAGAACAUUUUUUUCCAAAUAUGACAUCAUAUGUUUGUCUGGGUUUUUUUAAUUUUAAGUGAGUGCAACUUUAAGAAUCACAUAAAAAUUGCCAACUCUGUGCCAAAUUGAAAUUUGUUAGAGAAGAGAAAUAAAAUUUUACAUUUCUAAUUAUCCUUCCUUCCUAAGUUUUUCUUAGGGGUGUGUGAUUUCUUUGCUAGCAGUGCAGCUUGUGAUGUUAUAGUGAAAUGAAAGUACAAUUAUGUGCCCAAUGUGCCUUGAAUAAUACAGGUAGCACUAGUACCAGUAUGUCACUCUAAGUUAGAUAGCCAUCCUAGUGAGUCCCCAGACUGACUGAACCAGAAAAGUCAAACACCCGAGUACUUAAUCUCCUCAAGUUCUCAAAGACUUUCUCUUAUUGACAACAUCCAUUCCAUUUUACUUUGUGUUAAAGAGUAGGGCUGUGUGUCUAGAAUACUAUUUAUAUUCGUAUUUUGAUCCCAACAUUUGUAUUUCUGAAUACAAAUAAAUACGCAUUAUCAGAAAACGCAAGUAUUGUGUGCAUAUAUUGGUGGUUGUGUUUUCUUAUGGAAAUUGAGAGUUUAACAGAAUAGAAACAGACAUCUGAAAAAUUUUCUAAGAAAAGACGCAUAGUGUGUUACCUUUCUGAUAGGUUCUUAAAAGAAAAUUUCAAAAGAUUCUUUUAAAAUGAUUUUCAAUAGUCACCAUGAGCAGGCAGUAACAAAAAGUAUGAGAAGAUUUGAGACUGAGGUUUAUCCAUGGUGCUAACAAAAAGUGGGAAAUUCAAAGAUAUCCAGAAAAUCCAGCAA
This is a messenger RNA of Cuculus canorus (common cuckoo), 9963 nucleotides long. RefSeq names its product gamma-aminobutyric acid type A receptor subunit gamma3 (gene GABRG3). Bases 875 to 2245 code for a protein of 456 amino acids. Gene Ontology annotation, biological process: gamma-aminobutyric acid signaling pathway; nervous system process; monoatomic ion transmembrane transport. The transcript is spliced from 11 exons. Lineage: Eukaryota; Metazoa; Chordata; Aves; Cuculiformes; Cuculidae. The record is from RefSeq and is a predicted model, not a curated record. Gene Ontology annotation, molecular function: transmitter-gated monoatomic ion channel activity involved in regulation of postsynaptic membrane potential; inhibitory extracellular ligand-gated monoatomic ion channel activity; GABA-A receptor activity. Gene Ontology annotation, cellular component: GABA-A receptor complex; postsynapse; neuron projection.